AUGAGAAGAGAGGUGAACGCGUCAGACGCGUGACACAAUAAGUUCCAGACUCUGUGACAUAUGUGACAGGACUUACAAGGAUUUCCAACACCCAGUUGACCAGUGUCUACCAAGUGUUCGCUCCUUCUCCCAUCUUUGCGAUAUUCUAGCUCCAUUUUCUGCUGUCCUGUUGAUUUCUUUUACCUUGGAUCUCUGGUGCAUACUCGUUUAUUGCUCAACACCCGGCAGUCGACUUCAUCUCUCAACAUCGGAACCUGGACAGAAUUGGUCUGGCAUCGUCACAAUGGCCACCAGACCUUCAAGAUCCUCUAGCAUCCCCAUUCCUAGGAGCACUUCUUCUACCUCCCAACCCCGGAAUAUCGAGUCUAUUCUCUCCAUUCCCUUCCCCGUAUCAAGCAGAUCGCACCCAUAUCCAUCCCAGGCUCAUGCUACUCGAGCCAGCGGAGAUGACCACAGAAGCAGCGGAGCACUUGGAGUCAGAGGUGCCAGUAGUGCUGCGAGCACCUCUUCCGUCAGGUCUACUGCGCGUUCCUACCCGCAUUCUCUCGGUUUACCGUCGAGAAGUGCUCCCCGAUCAAACGUCUUUGAACCGCGAGUCAUACGUGCCGACUCCUCACGGAAUGUCGAUCCGGCGUGUUUGCCAUCGUCAAUACGUACUCGCAGACCCAGUGCGACCGGCAGAGCGCCCAGCACCCGGCGACAUUCAGCUGCAAGUAUCGCCCAGGCGGCCCCUACUGUUCCAGUGUCAUUUGCUCGUCCAGCAUAUCUCGAACAUGCUGCGCUUAGGCACCUUCUUCUAACAGAGUCUCCAAUACUUCUACCUCCUUCCUGCAAAGACUCGACCAACGACCGGUCUUAUUCCGGAGCUGUGUCGCCAUCGACAGACAGUGACGAUGACAGUACCGCAAGUCCUUCUCCGCGUGAGAAUCCAACUAUUUCCCUUCCUGCCGUGGAUCAAGUACUUCGUUUGCCUACUCGCUGGUGUGACGAAGUUCGGCAUCAAUCGUUAAAUGUGUCCGCGGAUGGUCGGGAGUUAUUGUACCAAGGGUCAAACUGUAACGGAGACAGAGACACUGCUCACGCCGCCGCAGCUCGAACGGACCACCCUAUCCCCCGAGCCUGCGGUAUCUACUACUAUGAAGUUUAUGUUGGUAGCAAAGAACAGAAGGCGCACAUAAGCAUUGGAUUUACUGGACGUGAUGUUAAGGUGUCUAGGCUUCCAGGCUGGGAACCCAAUUCGUGGGGUUACCACGGCGAUGAUGGCUGCUCUUUCGCAACAGAAAGGAACGGUACGGCCUACGGUCCUACCUAUGGCUUAGGUGACGUCAUAGGUUGCGGAAUUGAUUUCACCACGGAUCGGGCCUUCUUCACUAAAAAUGGCACACUGAUCGGACCUGUUUUCGAAAACGUUGGGAAAAACAUUGACCUUUUUCCUUCUGUUGGCUUACAGCACUCAAACGAGAUGAUCCGAGCCAAUUUUGGUCAUGAGCCGUUCAAAUUCGAUAUCGAAUACCACGUGCAGCAACAGCGAAGUCAGUCGUGGGCUAACAUCCUCACUACGCCUCUGGACCUUUGUCUUUUUGACGAGAGCCGUAGAACAACUUCAUCUGGGGCCAAGGAUGGAGCGCUUGCGUCUCGCGAAGAGUCGACGCCGCUUUUGGAAGACGAGUCAAAAACUUCCAUCAACAAACUAGUCAUAGCUUAUCUAGUCCAUCACGGAUACACGCGAACUGCGAAUGCUCUUCAAAGGCAGCAGAAUAAACUAGGUGAACAUGCUGAGAUUGUUCCCGAUGGAGACGUGGAUAUGGACACCGACGUACCUCCACGGCCAAGUUACGAAGGGGAUGUUGAGUCUCGUACUCGUAUAGUGAACUCGGUAAUGACUGGUGAUAUCGACGCCGCUCUUUCGGAGACGCAAAAAUGCCACCCAUCGGCAUUAGACGCGGAGGAGGGCUUGAUGUUGUUCAAGCUACGCUGUCGCGAGUUUGUCGAGCUAGUCUUAAAGGCUUCAGAGAUGAAAAAGGCCAUGAGACCAAAGCCGCACGCUCUUCCUGACGUCAGCGACAGUGACUCGGAGAUGGUGGAUGGAAUGGACCUUGGAGACGACAUGAGCAUGGAUAUCGACGAUGGUGUCAGUAAUGGUGUUUCUAUGAUGGCAGCAGAGAAGUCUGUGGCUCGAUGUGAAAAGUCUCUCGGUGAGGCGAUUGCAUAUGGGCAGUCCUUACUGACGGACUACAAAUCGGAUCAAAGACCAGAGGUAAAAGAGAUGUUCAAGAAGACUUCUGUGAUCCUUGCGUGGGAUGACCCUUUGGAAGUUGGGGGGUCGGCGACCGAAGUCGCUGGGAUUGAAGCUAGGAUUGCACUCGCGAAUGAGCUCAACCAAGCUAUCCUGAAAUCCCAAGGACGUCCUCCACAUCCAGCGCUGGAGACGUUGUAUCGCCACACAACUGUCUGUCUUCAGCAGCUAGCUCUCAUGGGCGUGAGUGCAGCACCGUUUGUUGACAUGAAGCGCGAAUUCAUUGACAUUUGAGGACGGGCUGUCCUUUAUGCUAUGAGCUGCCUUCUGUUCUAUGUCACGCUUUGCAUGGUUUUAUUAAAUGGUAUCUGUGUGUAAAUUUACGUGUGUCAACUAGUGUACAGUGUAUGGAUUAUGGUCAAAGAAUGUCCCCUUUCUCAAGUUUUAUUGGAUGCCAUCAAAGACCAG
Molecule: messenger RNA, 2704 nt
Organism: Guyanagaster necrorhizus
Lineage: Eukaryota; Fungi; Basidiomycota; Agaricomycetes; Agaricales; Physalacriaceae
Product: SPRY-domain-containing protein
Exons: 7
Coding region: 284-2530 (748 amino acids)
Molecular function (GO): protein binding
Source: RefSeq, a predicted model, not a curated record